AUGUCUUAUUACUACACUGAACCCGUUUCACUUGUUAACCUUCCCCCUGGCUCUGCCGCCCACCCCCUUCCCGCUGUCUAUCCCCAACCCGACCCCAAUCUUCAAUUCAACGAGCCCUUCAACGAACUCGUGCGCAUCUUGCGCUUGCACCGCCACGGGCGGGCUCGUCGCAGGGCAGCUCGCAGGGCAGAACGAGUUGGUCGCGAGCGGGGAAACCAGGCACAAGUCAAUCAGCUCGACCAGAUGAACUCUUCCCUCUUUCAUCUGUCGCGAGAUCCCUCCAGUCUGCCUGCAGUAGUUCUGCAACGCCAGAAAAUGAUCGAGGAUAUGGCCAAUGCUCGCCCAGAUCCAACCCGCUUCUCACCCGCACCAAAUUUGACCCUACAGCAAAUUCGCCAGUUGGUGGAUUUUGUCAAGUCCUCUCCCCAUGCCCGUCGCAUGCCUUUUGACCAGAUCCCCGCUGCCCUUGGACUGGACUGCCCUGAGCGCACCAUUACCCUUGCCCUCGCCCGAAAUGGGUUCAAGUCGUACCCCGCCAUCGUCCGACCCCGCAUUGACGAGACCACCCGCCAGGCCCGUCUCCACUUCGCUACCACGCACGUCCAGUGGACUGUCGAGCAGUGGAAAAAUGUCCUCUUCACUGGCGACAUGCGACUUUACAUUGACCAGCCCCGCGAAGCCAUGGUCACUCGCGAAGCCGACGAGAGCCUUCACCCUGAUUGCAUCAACCACCUUCCUCACUCCCCCGCUGAUAGCCAAACCAACAUGCUGUUCAUCGCUCACUUCUCAGGUGCUACUGGCAAAGGUCCCUUCAUCCUGUGGAACACUCUCAUGGACUGUCUUCAUGGUAAUCUCACCCAAGAAAACUACUUCCGAGUCUGCUACCCUUCAUUCGAAAAAUGGCUUGACCAACAGCGUCCCACUGCUCUCUUUGCUCAGCGACCUGACCGCGAGAUGGCCUUCUACUCCGGUGUCGCUUACAGAGAUGAAGUCCAAGGACGACACAUGACCGUCCUGUCUCUCCCUCCUGCCUCCCCCGAUCUCAACCCUCUCACUGAGAUCUUUAACCACAUCCAGGCUGCUGUCCACACUGACAGAACCAACCCCCGCGAAUAUUACGAUUGCGAGGAGACUCACAUUGCUAGACUUGCCCGACAGACUUGGAAGAGCAUCUCCGAUGACUACGUCCGCGAGCUUAUGGAAAGCAUGACCGACCGGUGCCAGGCCGUCAUUGACGCCGACGGCCUGUACACUCGCUUCUAA
Molecule: messenger RNA, 1263 nt
Organism: Fusarium sp. VM40
Lineage: Eukaryota; Fungi; Ascomycota; Sordariomycetes; Hypocreales; Nectriaceae
Source: the annotation of a GenBank genome assembly